Molecule: messenger RNA, 1988 nt
Organism: Paramecium octaurelia
Lineage: Eukaryota; Ciliophora; Oligohymenophorea; Peniculida; Parameciidae
Source: the annotation of a GenBank genome assembly
AUGCCCCCCAAAGCCAAAAAGAUAGAUCCUGAAUUGCAAGCUGUAUAUAAUAAUAAAUUAACUAAUUUAGAAAUAAUUUGAACAGUGGAAGGAAAGUGAAGAAUACAGAAUCUGGUCAGAGUUAUAAAUCAUUUACAAAUCAAUGGACAAUAAUAUAUCUGAAACUUCCAAAGACUUGACAGGCAAUUGGCAAGUAAACUGUUCUUUAAAAACAUCCCUUUCACUUAGGUUUAUCAUGAUAAAUUACUUGAAGUGUGCUAGACAUUCAAAUGCAAAUCUAAAAUAAAACAAAUUGAGCAUUGUCACAUUAGAAGUGCCUUCUUUGCAGUUGAGGAUGUGGAAAUCAACAAAGUAGUUGUUAAGCAAUAUCUCGAUGGAUUCUAUUAUUCAGUUGAGAAGUAGGAUAAAGAUAGAGCUAAGCACGUGAAGGAAUUGCUUGCUAAAAUAGCAAGAAGUACACAUAUUAUAUAUUUUAAAAGCUUUGGAGGAUCACAAGUUUUUUGAUAUUAAUGCAGAAAAUUAUAUUGCAGAAAGGAAAGCAUUUGUGGGUCUUUUGAAUGAUUUUUUGAAAAAACUUCCAAUUCUUAUUAAGUCAAGUCACAAAGUCAUUGAAGAAAAACUCAUGCUUGUUUUGGGACCUUUGAGAGCUUUGUUGGAGAUUAACAAAAAAAUGAUGUUCUUUGAUCUUGUCAAUACUUCAAACUAAGCAAGAUAAACAAAGGACUUCAUAUUGAAGGUUUUAUAAUAAAUUAUAAUACUGAUUAGGCUGAUAUCGAACAAUAUUGUAUAUGUCUACAAGAGGCUCAGAGGUUGUUGCUGGAAUCGAAAGCUAUUUCAUGCAAUCCAAAUGUCAAAUUGAUCUUCAAUAAAUUGGGAUAUGAAGGGUGGUAACAGAAUAAAAUUGAGUCUUUCUACUUAACUCCUUUGUAGGAAGCUUUCGAUAAGAUGAGAAACAAUUUGCUUUGUUUGAUGCUCAAGGGAAUCAAUUACUAUAAGGCUCCUCUGAUGGACAAUACUGUAUUAAUUUUGAAUUAGAAUAGCAAUUUGUGGAGGAUGUGAAAGAAUUGAUUGAUGCAGAAUUGAUAGCUGAACAUUUAAUGGGAACUUCAUUGAAAAGAGACUAAUUAAAUUUUACUUAUAAUGUAUUAAGUGUGAUAUUCAAUUCCAAUGCUCAAGCGAAAGAAUUUCUAAUUAAAAGGGAUGAUAAUUGUGUUAAGGGCAGCAUUCCUAAAUUGAUUACAUAUCAUACAAUAUUGUACAUGAGAGCAUGGAAGGAUAGAAAAAUAGCAGAUGAGUUGAAGGAAUAAAAAUUAUAAUAAAAAACAUAGCCAUUAGCAUAAUCGAACUUAUUUGAAGCUCAAUCUGCUAUGUCAGGCAUGUCACCAGAUAAGAAGAGGUAAGCCGAUGAUGAGUUGAGGAAGAAAGAAGAGGAGAGCAUGAAGAUUUAAGAAAAACUAGAUUUUGAAAAGUAUGGAAGAUUUUGGAUUUGGGAAUAUUAUGCUUAAGAUUAAAUGAAAGCCAAUUUCGAGGAGUGUGUCGAAUUGAUCAGACAUAUUAACAAGGCUGUUCAAUAAGACAUAGAGGAUGUCAUUAUCAAAGAGGGCAUGGUUCCUAAGUACUUUUAAAUAGUGAUUUUAGGACUCGUUCUCGUUAAGUGUAAUAGAAUGAUCCAAGUCAAAUGUUCAAUAAAUUGUAAGAGAAGGACAAUGCAAAUGUUUAUGUAAUUUAAAGGAGACCGCCAGAAUUGUGGAAUUAUCCUAAAAUUGUGGAGGAACAACAUGAAUUUAGAGCCAUUGCUAAACCCAGAGAUUGUUAUAAGGAUGGAAGAAUUUAGGUGUUGGAGAGUAAGAUGGAAUAAUUGAGUGCCCAUUUGGAGAGUAACAAGCCUCAGAGUUGGAAUGAAUUGAUUCAUAGAGUGAUAGAUGCAUUAAGCAAUUAAUAUAAUAAGAAACCUAGUGCAAUUGAACCAGGAAAAUGAUUUAAUAUGA